CUUUUUUUUUGUCAUUUUGACAUUCGCGACUGCCUGCCUCCCUCUUUGCUGGUGAUCGACAGACGCACGCGCGAGAAGAGGACGAGGCGAUGUUCAACUCGCUGAUCCACCAGCCAUGCGAGGUGUCGCUGCACCUCGUCUCGUCCGACGUCUUUAUCCACCCGCCUCGGCCCACGUCGGAGCUGCCGGGCCACGACCAGACGCUGCGCGGCCUCGUCGAGGUGCGCGCGCCCUCGGAGCGGACGAUCCAGGGCGUGCGCGUCAAUCUGCAGGCGCACCAGACGAUCGCCAUCCCCGAGCAGGUCGGCGGCGGCGCGGUCGCGGGCGCGGUGGCGACGGUGACGCGCUGGGAGGAAAAGGUGCUGAUGGACAAGACGGUCGAGAUCAACAAGGACGGGCGCAUCGUUCAUGCGGGCAAGGGCAAGGGCAAGGCAAAGGAGGCCGUUCAGUCUGGUUCGGCGGCAGCAGCAACAGCAGCAGCAACAGCAGCAGCAGCAGCGGCGGCGGCGACGACGGCGGCGACGACGAUGACUACACCAGAAGACGCAGUCCUCGAGGAUGGCAUCCACCUCGACAAGGGCGUCCAUGGGUUCGAGUUUGCAUUCAUCAUCCCCGCCUCGUCGCCGCCGUUCGAGCGGGCAAAGAACGGGCGGGUGCGCUACGUCCUCACGGCGACGGCCCUGGGCGCAGGGCGUGGUCGCUCGGCCGUGUCGACGUGGCGCGAGAUUUUUGUCAUCCUCCAGGUCAACUCCGAUGGCGGGCCCACGCCCCUCGACAUCCAGUACCACGACAUCCACGAGGCACUCGGCCCGCUCUCGGUGAGCCUGACGAGCGCCAGCCUCACCGUCGGCGGCACCGCCAACCUGUCCCUCUACCACCCGGACCCCCCACCGGGCCUGAGCGUACACGUGGCCCGCGUCUUUCUCGAGCAGACCGUCGAGCUGUAUUCGGAGGUGAAAAAGGCGUGGACGAAGCUGCCGACGGAGAAGCUGCGGGUGUGGGAGCGCGGCUACAUGCCCUACAAGGACCGCACCAAGCAGGCAGACCCCAAUGCGACGCCCGACGAUGCCCUCUGGCUCCGCAACGACGACGACGAGCUGCAUGGCCCCGGUCGGCCGGGACGAGGCUCGUUGAAUGUCCACGGCGCCGUCUCGCCCUUUGCGCUUUCCUCGACCCCUCGCUCGGCUCCUACCACACCUGGCGGUAGUGAGAUGAACCAAUUGCAGCAGCCGUCGCUGCAGCAGGCGCAAUCCCAGUCACAAGCUCAGCCACAGCAGCAGCAGCAGCAGCAGCAUGGCUACAAGAUCAAGAGCGUCGUGCGGCUGCCCGACGAUAAUACGAUCCGGCCCAGCACGGUGCGCGGGUCACGCGCAGAGGUCCGUGUCUCGCACGAGGUUGGUGUCGAGAUCUUCUUCUCCCGCGCCUCUGUCCUCGACGAUCGAGAGAACAGCGACAGCUUUGGGAAGCCAAAGGUGCAGGUCUUUAGCAUGCGCAGGGCCACGGUGAUUCCCAGCUGCCUGUGCACCUUUGACACCAUCCACCUCCCACCGUACUCGCUCGAGAGUCCAGCCAACAGCCGCCCGCCCAGUCCGACAUUUGAUGGCUCUGGUUUCGGCGCUGCUUCUUCCAAGGCCAGGGGACCGCCGGGCAAGAAUGCCACGCAGAGCGAGAUCGACCACUGGAGGCUUACCCAGACGCUCCGGGCCGCGCUGCCCCACGCCUCGGGAAGCCAGGCGCAUCACCACCACCACCACCACCAACAACACCCCGGAAGCGGACACCUGAGCUCGGGCGACAACUCGGCCGCGAGGAGCAGGGCGGGCUCGAGGGAUCCCAGUCCGAGGCGACAUGGCAGCAGCCAUCACCAUCACUCAUUUGGCUGGCCGGGGAGAAAGUCGCGCAACUCGAGCCCGACGAGGCAUCCGGCCGAGGCAGGCAGUGGAAGUGGGAGUGGGAGCGGGAGUGGGACUGGCACUGGCACUGGGACGGGGUCUGGAAGCGGCGCUGGUGGCACAGCUGCUUCGUCGACAGCGGCGCAUUCAGAGCCCAGCAGCCGCCGAGGCUCGCGGGCAAACAUCGCAUCGAGCCUGCAUGCGCUCACCCCCGCCCAUCCCCACUCCUCCUCCUCUGCCUCGCACCACCAGCCAACGCCCACGCCCCCUGUCCUGCAGCGCUCCUCGUCGUCCUACCAGCUCUCGUCCUCGAAUGCCUUUCCCACCGUCGUCACCGCCCCUGCGUCUGGCGCCUCGACGCCGCGCUCACUGCCCGCCAACUCGCCCUGGGCUAUGACAAACAUGCCGCCCCGGACGCCGACGUCGCACGACACGUGCCAGUGCGGCCGCACCACCGCCGAGCUCGUCGAGGCCGAGAGCCGUCUCUUGGAAGGCGCGCCCACGGCCCCGGGAGCCUGGAUCGACGCCCACGACGAGGGCCAGCUCCCGCCGCCGUGGACGCCCAGCCGGCCAAGCAGCCCCACGACGAACUCAAAUGGCGACGACGUCGUGUGGUCUACAAACGGGGCCGGCCACCAUCACAGUAAUUUCAACCAUGCAGCGGGGGCAGGCAGUGCAAAAAUUGGGGAAAUGAUGGAAAUGUAGUUGUACCGUGACAUGCAUUUUGAAUACAUAGAGACAUC
Molecule: messenger RNA, 2635 nt
Organism: Acaromyces ingoldii
Lineage: Eukaryota; Fungi; Basidiomycota; Exobasidiomycetes; Exobasidiales; Cryptobasidiaceae
Exons: 2
Coding region: 90-2597 (835 amino acids)
Source: RefSeq, a predicted model, not a curated record